Molecule: messenger RNA, 2258 nt
Organism: Pocillopora damicornis (cauliflower coral)
Lineage: Eukaryota; Metazoa; Cnidaria; Anthozoa; Scleractinia; Pocilloporidae
Source: RefSeq, a predicted model, not a curated record
GUUUUCACAGGCCAGAUUAAAAGGAAAAAAAAAAACUCAGCGGUAACCACUUGACGGUGGGAUCCUCACAUUGCUUCAUUAUGCAUACAAUUUUGUAGAUGAGAGCGGUAACCAUGCGUAGAACAUUAAGGGUCAUAGAGAGGUAGAGUACGUACAUAACAAUUAUUGCCAGGAGAUUAUGUGGAACAUAUCAUUUCCUAAACCGUCAGGAUAAGCUGUUAGAAAACGCACCAACAACUCUGAGUGCAGAUACCACCAUGACAACUACAAAGGGGAACUUGAAAGUUUCCAUAAAAAUAUAUUCUGGUCUUCCUGAUCCAGAGUGGCAAGUUGUUCCUUCAGAUCCCAACUACAACAAAAUUGAAGAGCUUCUUAACACUGCAAGAGCUGGAGGGUUUGUUCUGAAUCCCUUUAAGGACAUGCCAGCACGACUUGGCUUCAAAGGAUUCACAAUACAGGACACAACCAAAGGGAUCAAAGAUCUGGAAUAUAUUUUUGGUCCACACACAGCAAUGCUUCAACAGUUGUUACUUAAAAGUAUGCCAAGUGAAUUGCUCCCUGGUAAGAUAAGAGAGGAUCUCUCAGAGAAGAUUAGGAAAGAAGAUUUGAGUGCAGGUGUAGAUCAACAAGAAGCAACAUCAAGUGACUCACCAACAGCAACAUGCAAGGAGUCUGGAAACUUGAAAAUCACCUUGUUAGUUUUUUCUGGUCGUCCUGAUCCACAGUGGGAGGUACUUCCAACAGACCCAAACCAUGACAGAAUCAAACAGUUGCUUGACUCUGCAAGAGAUCAAGGCUUUAUAUACCCUAUCAGAAAAAUGCAAUCCCGACUUGGCUUCAGAGGAUUUCUAAUACAGAACACAGCCAAAAAGAACAAAGACCCAGAAUUGAUUGUAGGACCAGACACAGUACAAUUACAGCAGAUACUACUUCAAAGCCUGCCUGAGGGAACUUUCUCUGAAGACUUUCGCAAGAAAAUUUCAGAAGAGAUUAAGCUUACUCCUUCUCCUUAAGUGUAUGCUCAACUGUUCUCGCUUGUGAACCAGUUUUGAGCUUCCUUAUACAUUUAAAAUUUCUCAAUAUUCUUAACUGAAAGACUGUCUACAACAUACUUAAUUGUACUUGUACAUGUAAAUGGUCUAUCUAACAAACUGGAAAUGAUGAAAACAAUUUAUAUGAAUAAUCAUAAAUUAAUCAUUGUCAGAUGUUAUAAUGAUACAAUUUAGUUCAAAUAGUUAAAACUAGAGAAAAAAAUAACAAGAGAAAUUCUUUGAUCACAACAAUUACACACUAAACAAAGCUAAUACAGCUUUAUUUUUAGAGUUUCACAACAAUGCACAAUGUAACAAUCUGGUCAAUAUGAUGGAAAAACUGAAUUAUGAAAUUUACAAUACUUUAUCAAAUAAUAUUUUUUCAAAAUUAUAUUAUCAAAAUUAUAUAGUCAUAUUUCUAAUCAAAAUUAUAAUAUUCAGCAGUUUCCCUUUAGGGAAAAGCAACAGUGAGACGAACUUUCAAAAACAACUUUUAAUUUACCUCAGCAGGUGAUUUUGAAAUAAAUUGAUAAGUAACAACCUUCAUAAGGCCUACUUGGCACUUAAAAUUCAUAGAACUUUGUGUAAUUCUUUUCAUUUUUAAUUUUUUUUUUCAUAUUUGCCAAUAAAUAUAUAUUGUCAAGGACAAAUUUAUGAAGGCAGAGCUGAAUCCCUGAGUUCAUGACAUGCCCACAUGAAACCAGUUUUAUCUACAACAAAAUUGGAUUCACCCCUUACAUGUACAGACCAGUCUAAAUUCAUAAAACCUAGUUUAAGAACAAAAGGAAACUAGUUGAUUAAAAAAUAAAACAAGUUAUGCAACCCAAUGCACAGGUCCACUAUUAGAAUCCUAAAUGGGACCCUUUGUGUUUAUAUGGAAUUUUUAUAGAUAAUUUUCAAUGCUGUCACUUAAUUGACAAGGAACAGCAAAACAAACUUUGAAACAACAACACACAUUGACAGGUGAUUUUGAAAUUAUUCAUUACAUAGGAAACUUAGUCCUAUAUAUUCACUUAAAAUUUGUUAAACUUCAAAUUUGCUGAUUAAUGGACAAUGUCUGGGGAAAACAUUUAAAGGCCUAGUUGAACUUCCAAGUUCAUGAUGUGCAAUCAUGAGGUCUGUCUCACUCACACUAAAGUGGAUAAACUACUCGGAUACAUGGCCUAAAAUUUGCUAUCUAGAAUAACAACCACUGAAGACUAGUUAAUAAAUGAGGUAACAAUGCAA